This is a messenger RNA of Belonocnema kinseyi, 632 nucleotides long. RefSeq lists its product as uncharacterized. The transcript has 3 exons. Bases 80 to 451 code for a protein of 123 amino acids. The record is from RefSeq and is a predicted model, not a curated record. NCBI's taxonomy places the organism in Eukaryota, Metazoa, Arthropoda, Insecta, Hymenoptera, Cynipidae.
AGAAACAAGUAAAAUUGAUUUGUUUUGACAAAAGUAGUACUUUCCAAUUUUUGUCGGUAAUUUUCUAAUUACGUCCAGAAUGAAACUCUUCAUCCUUGCUUCAUUGGCAAUUUCUGUCGGAUUCUCAGAAAGCUCUGAUUCAAAUGCUAAUGCUGAUCAAACCCCGCCACACCACAUCGUAGUAAGGUUGUCAAAACAAUUUCAUAUAGAGGCUGUGGACUGGAAACCAUGUAAAGUUACUGACUACAAUGCUUGGACGAACAACGUAGUGAAUGCACUUAACGCUAUUGCAGAUGCAAACUCAAAUUCUAAGCAUAAAAAACUAUCAGUUAGUGAGUUCAAACAGUUAGUAGUCCAUGUCAUCAAAGCAGCAGUACCAUGCGCGAAGGCAAAGUAUGUGAGGGAAAAAACGGACAAUUAUAUGGCUAACCGUGAAGCUCCUCAUCACUGAAAAGAAGAAAGAGAAUGGAAAGUGAAACAAAGGACGGUACACAUUUGACGACUUAUGAUCUUUUCACAAUUAGCUUAUAACCUGUUAUUUUUGUUAUAAACUUCCACUGUGUUUUUUCUAAAAUUUUGAUUGUGUACUGUAAAAACGUACAACAAAAAUACAAAUAAAAGUAAAUAAAUAC